Molecule: messenger RNA, 3120 nt
Organism: Scatophagus argus
Lineage: Eukaryota; Metazoa; Chordata; Actinopteri; Scatophagidae
Gene: pgghg
Product: protein-glucosylgalactosylhydroxylysine glucosidase
Exons: 14
Coding region: 661-2754 (697 amino acids)
Biological process (GO): carbohydrate metabolic process
Molecular function (GO): catalytic activity
Source: RefSeq, a predicted model, not a curated record
GGAACCAAGAGCACACGAGCUGCUUUUUUUCCGUGCUGUUAAAGUGAAAAGAGCAAGCGGAUUGGAAGCUUCCACCUUUUUUUAAAAAACUUUUUUCUCUUUGUUGCAGAAACAGAUGCUUCUUCCUGUUCACGUGAGAGUGAAACAUUCACACUGUAGUGGUGCUGUGUUGGAGGCAGUUAUGCCGGAUGCUUAGGCAGACGUUUGACUGCAACAACGCCGGCUAACUUUCAGGAGUGGCUCAGCAAGAUCAUCGAGAUUGUAUGUUUAGUGAUUUACCGGUGAAUGCCUUCAGAGUAGUUAACAGUUUCAGGCAGAUAAUGAGGACAAAAUAUUUGUCCUGCAAUUUACUUUUUUCUGAUCUUUGUUUGUUAUUUUGUUCAGUGACUGUGGCUCGUUUCUCUGAAUUUCUGUUCACCUGUUUGCGAUGAUGUGUUAGGAUGACGUUUGGUCUUAUGACACAAAAGUGUCAAAGUACACAAUCUACAAAUAGCCUGUACUGGCAGGACCUUGUGAAAAGGGUGUUUUUUUCUGCAGUAAAAAUUUCUAGUGUUGAUCUUAAGUCUCUUACUCUUGCUUGAGCUGGGGCUCACUCAACGAAUGAAGACACAAGACCUCUUGGUUCAAUUCAAGCUUUCCAAAUAGAAAUACUUACUCGCCAUGUCCGGUGACUCAGACCCUUACAUCUUUUCCACUGACAUCUUACCAUCUGACCACCGCUUCCUCCCUCCACUGGCCAAUGGGCUUCUGGGAUGGAGGGUGUACAACGAUAUCAUGCACAUGGGUGGUGUGUAUAAUGGGGAGGGUGGACGGUGUCACCGAGCGGAUGUCCCCUGUCCUCUAGCCGUGGAGGUUGAGUCAGAGGAAUCAGUCCAGCACACCUACAGCCUAGACACCCACACAGGCAUUUUUACCCACACUCUGAGCUCAGCAAGUGUGACCAUCUCGCAGUCAUUGUAUUCACACCGAUACUACUCCAACCUGAUGGUGAUGGAGGUUCUGUUGGUGCGUCAGGUUACUUCAGAGGAGCCGGUCAACAUUAAGCUGGUCACUUCAUUCACACCUCAGAGCAAAGACAUAGUUUUCGAGUCUGGUCCAGAUUACAAAGGCGGAAGGCACAUUCUAGGACAGACAAAGAGUGCUGAGUACCCAGGAGGUUCCUGUCCCACAGUACACCUUAUCUGGACCCCCAUACCAUCCACUCUGACACUGCUUCCAGAGCAGAGCCAGGCUCGCUGGGGCUUCUUCCUGGCUGUGGCCAACAGUUUAGACACUGCUGAGGCCAGUUUUGAUCAGGGCCUGAGUCUGAUGGCAACUGGUAACCUGCGUCCGUCUCAUGAGAAGGCCUGGAAAGAACUGUGGCUGAAGAGCAAGGUAGAGGCAACAGGGUCAGAGAAACUCUGCAAGGCCGUGAUUGGCUGUAUGUUCUACCUCCUCAGUGCUUUUCCCUCCAUACAUGACACCUCCAGCUCUUUCGGAGGAGUCAGUCCCGGUGGUCUGUCUAAUGGUGGGGAUGGUCAGGACUACUGGGGCCAUGUGUUCUGGGACCAGGACAUUUGGAUGUAUCCUGCUAUAGCCCUUUUCUAUCCAAAGCUUGCCCGAGCUGUGCUGCAGUACAGGGUGGGGACUGUAGAUGGUGCAAAGUAUAAUGCCGAAAAACUGGGCUACAAGGGACUAAAGUUCCCAUGGGAGAGUGCUGUGUCAGGGAGAGAGGUGUGUCCAGUGGACAUUUAUGGACAACAAGAGAUUCACAUAAAUGGAGAUGUCACCCUGGCCUUCCAAAACUACCUCUACCUUACUGAGGAUCUGUCCAUGUUUAGAGACGGCCAAGCUAGUGAGGUGAUCUAUGGUGUGGCUGAUUACUGGGUUUCUAGAGUAACGUGGAACCCUCAGGACCAGAAGUAUCAUCUCUUAGGUGUUAUCCCACCUGAUGAGUAUUACUACAAUGUCAACAACUCUGUGUACACAAACACAGUGGCCAAAUUCAGUCUCCAAUUCGCUGUUGAUUUGGCUGCCCUCCUCCAACAUCCCGCACCAAUAGAAUGGCAAGAAGUGGCCGACCGGAUCAAAAUACCUUUUGACCAAGAAUCCCAGUACCACCCUGAGUAUGAUGGCUAUGUUAAAGGUCAUCCAGUGAAGCAGGCAGACGCAGUGAUGUUAGGCUAUCCACUUGGAUUGCCAAUGCCUUCAGAGGUCAGGAGAAAUGACCUUGAAAUAUAUGAGGCGGUUACAAACCCUUAUGGGCCAGCCAUGACAUGGAGUAUGUUUGCAAUCGGCUGGUUGGAGCUUGGCGAGGCUGAGAAAGCUUACCAUUUACUUGAGAAGUGCUUCAAAAACAUCCAGGGACCGUUUCAGGUAUGGAGUGAAUCAUCAGAUGGCUCUGGUGCAGUCAACUUCCUUACGGGUAUGGGAGGAUUCCUGCAAGCUGUGCUGUUUGGUUAUACUGGCUUCAGAGUUCAGAAGGACUGCCUGGCCUUUUCCCCACUUCUUCCCAAUGACCUUUCUGAGAUCUGCAUUCGUGGUGUGAGCUACCUGGGCUGUCAGAUGGACUGGCUGCUGAGGAAAGAUGAAGUUUGUGUCAUACUGAGGGAACAGGCAAGCGUUAAUGGCACUGCUAAGUCAUGUGAUCUACAGGUUGUCCUGAAGAAAUCAGGAACCAAAAUCCCUCUCAUGCCAGGGCAGCCAGUGACUUUUCCUCGAGAGCCUGGGUGUGUUUGUAAACUGCCUUCGACGUCUUUCUGUUGGCCUCUUUGAAACAGCAACAGUGACCGUCCUAAGCAUUUCAUUUACCCAGAUUAAAAAAGUAUGUCAAGCAAGUUAUUUUACAGGUAAAUCUAAAUUACUUUUAAGUUUUUACGCUUCCAUUCAUUUGAGCAACCGUGGAUAAAAUGGAUGAAAUAAGUAGCUGUAUGUAAGACAGCGGUGCUACAAAUAAGUGCUUUGUUUGUUUUGAUAUUAUCAAAAGAAAAUGAAAAAGAACAUUUUCACAACACAUUUGUCAACUCAGUGGAUCUUGCCGCUGGCUUGUAGCACUGUGGAGGACUAUGACCUACGAAACCAUAAACCAAUUAGAUUGUAUUGUAAAUGAAACGUAUUCAAAUAAAACAAUUGACAUUCAGU